AUGUCAGCUUUAGAGUCAAGUUCAGUAGCAUCAUACUUUGCGGGUAAUGGUGAACAACGACCAGAACUAGAAUCUGUGAUUUUCGAAAUUCGAACUAGUACAUCUAUUUCACCAUAUGCUAAUAUUAAGGGUCUUAGUCACUUUAAAGAUGAACAAGAAUUUUUAUUAACAAUAGGCAGUGUGUUUCGUAUAGUGAACGUGGAAUCAUUUGAUAAACAAUGGUUUGUACAGUUGGCUCUAGAUAAAUCUGAUAAUCGACAGAUGGAAGAACUUGCAAAUUAUUUCAUAAAAGAAUUUUUUAGCAAAUCACCGUUACUUAAUUUAGCAAGAAUUUUAUUUCAAAUGUCGGAAUAUAAUCGAGCUGAACAAUAUUGUAUUAGGGCAGACAAAGAACUUUCCUCGGAUGACAAUAAUCGAAGUGAUCUUUAUCGACUACUAGGUGAAAUUUAUCAAAAUGGAAAGGGAGAUUACCAAAAAGCUGAAGAAAUGUACAAUAAGGCUCUCUUUUAUAGUAACAACUUAUCACAGUCAACUACGAUUCAGAACCAUUUAGGUUUACUCCAAAAUGAGAUGAGCAAUUACAAUGAUGCUUUAAAAACUCUAGAAAACGCAGAAGAAUAUUGCCGUAAAGAUAAUUUGUUCGAUAAUAAUGUAAUCGUAAAAUUGGUUACUAUUUACAUAAAUAUGGGAAUUGUUUAUCGUCAUAAAUUAAAUUUUGUGAAGUCAUUAGAAUAUUAUAAUAAAGCUUUAGAUCUUAAUUUACAAAUUCGACCAGAAUUACAUCCAUCAAUUUCUCAUCUUUACAAUAAUAUUGGACUUCUCAAUUCUAUCACAUGUGAUUAUGAUGCCUCAUUAACAGCAUAUGAAAAAGCUCUGAAGAUCCAAUUACAAAUUUUACCGAAGAUACAUACAGAUUUGGCUACAGUGUAUAACAAUAUGGCUCUCGUAUACAUGGCAACCGAGAAUUAUUCAAAAGCCUUAGAAAAUUUUGAAACGGCAUUUAAUAUGUUCAAAGAACUGUUACGAUUAGAUCAUCCAACGCUAGCCACUCUAUACCAUAAUAUUGGUGAUGCCUACAGAUGCUUGAAACAAUAUGAUAAGGCUGCAAAUUAUUUGGAAAAAGGUCUAGAAUUACGUAUUCAAAAGUUAUCUUUGACACAUGCACAUAUUGCUGAAUCAUACCAAAGUUUAGGAUGGACAUACUCUUUCCUUUCAAAUCAUGAAAAAGCACUAGAUUUCUGUAAGAAGGCAUUAAAAAUCAAACCAGAUGAUGCUAAUGUUUAUCAUUGUAUGGGCAUGAUAUAUGAUGCACAAUGUGAUUAUAAUAAUGCCCUGUCUGCACUACGAAAGGCUAUUGAUUACUAUGAAAAUUUUCCAGCGAAGCGUAGCAUUGCGCUUGUACGGGUAGAUAAAACCAUUGCAGCAAUCUUAAACAUCCAGGAAAAUACCACUGAUGCUAUCAAACAUUAUAAUAAAGCAAUAGAAGUGUAUCAUGAUAGCAAAGUGUUAAACACGGUAGUCUUCAUAGAAUUAUACAACGCACGAGGAGUACACUCGUUAGGGGUAAUUCGGAUCAAAAAUUAGAAAAUCGAUUUUGUUUUUAUUCGCUCUCAAUCAUUGUACGUCGUAACAAGGUGAUUUUUGGAGUGCUACUAGAACAAACUGUUUU
Rotaria sp. Silwood2 is the source of this 1669-nucleotide messenger RNA. The record is from the annotation of a GenBank genome assembly. NCBI's taxonomy places the organism in Eukaryota, Metazoa, Rotifera, Eurotatoria, Philodinida, Philodinidae.